Pollicipes pollicipes is the source of this 1343-nucleotide messenger RNA. Its product is annotated as zinc finger protein 614. The record is from RefSeq and is a predicted model, not a curated record. Gene Ontology annotation, biological process: regulation of transcription by RNA polymerase II. The transcript is spliced from 3 exons. Gene Ontology annotation, cellular component: nucleoplasm. The coding region runs from base 1 to 846 and encodes 281 amino acids. Gene Ontology annotation, molecular function: RNA polymerase II cis-regulatory region sequence-specific DNA binding; DNA-binding transcription repressor activity, RNA polymerase II-specific. Lineage: Eukaryota; Metazoa; Arthropoda; Thecostraca; Pollicipedomorpha; Pollicipedidae.
AUGGUCGGACGUAAUGGUUCGGCUCCCGUGGCCAAGGAAGAGAACCACACCAGCUCUGACCUGCCCGGUAGCUCGGUCAGCCAGAAGGCGAUCGCGGCUUUGCCGAGGCAGGUCCAGUUGGCCAUCAGGUUGUUCGGCUGUGAUGUCUGUGGGAAGUCUUUCAAGACGAAGUCAUAUUUGUUGGUGCAUAAUCACGUGCACACGGGCGAGAAGCUGUUCAGAUGUGACGCGUGCGGCAAGUCGUUCACUCACAAGAACGGCAUGAUGAGGCAUGCCCGGGCCCAUGCUGUUCAGAAGCCUCUCGUCUGUGACGUGUGUGGAAGUGGUUUCAGGACGCAGGUCUCUCUGAAACGGCACCGACGAACCCACGCAGGGUUCAAGCACGGCGGUGGCUGGACCGCGCACAGUCACAGACACAGUGGCAAGAUGUUCGGAUGCGGUAUUUGCGGAAGGUCGUUCGCGCUGAAGGCGUAUCUGGGUGCACACAGUCGCACGCACACUGGCGAGAGGUUGUUCACAUGUGGUGUUUGCGGGAGAUCGUUUUCCAGGAAGUCGGCUCUUGCUGAGCACGUUGGUACUCACAGCGAAGAGAGGCCGUUUUAUUGUGGUGUGUGUGGGGCCUCGUUUAAAGGGCGGAGGAUUCUAGAUGCGCACUUCCGCAUGCAUUCCAGCGAGAGGCCGUUCAGUUGCGGAGCCUGUGAAAAAUCAUUCAAGACUAAGUCUUAUCUGAACAUCCACAAACGAAUACACGCCGGCGAGAGGCGCUUCAGCUGUGACGUAUGUGACAUGCCUUUCAUACAUAAGAACAGCCUGCGGAGGCACGCCCACGCUCACCCGGAAGUGUAGGAGUUGACACCCCUGUGCAGAAAUGGCGCUGGGUCCGCCCGUGCUACCUCCUUCACUCCUCGCGUUGGUCGACAUUUCGCUAUUGCUAUAUGUAUCAGUCGGCAUACUUGCCUGCGUGUGCUCACCAGAACACUGAACCGCCGAAUGACCCGACCUCUGAACUGUGUGGGAGUCUGUACGAUCCUGAUGUCGUGUUAUGAGACGAUGCGUCGUGCUGAAUGCCGUGUUUGCUGCAAGUGGGAAAGCCGUGUGGCGCCCGCUAUACGUAGGGAGUGUCAGCUUUGGUGACUGCGGAGCUUCCGGCUCUGUUGCUAAUUAUUUUUUGUCUGGGCUGAUUCGUGUCGCUUUCUCAGUACAAAUCAGGCCAUCAGCAGACCUAGGAACGAACAUGAAGGCCGUAAAGGAUGCAAGAACGUUGAUUGCAAGCUUGUAGCCUGCCAGCUUUCACUAUAUUGUUAGGCGCUCAGUUUUGGAAAAUAAGUUUCGGAUUUUGAAGA